AUGAGAAAUGGAAUAAAUAUUUUAUCUUAUCCACGAUUUUUGUCGUUUUGUGAGGUCUUUGUUCUGCUCUUGUGUAACUUCAGCGAUAACCCAAAGUUGCAGACUUUUACUCAAAUGCUAAACUCUCUCUUCCUCUCGGCGCGAGCUUUUCCAUCUUUGAUCACUAACUCUUCCUCUCGGCGCGCCAAAAGUUCCCAAUUUGAUCAGUUUAGGGAAAACAGAGGAGUCUCUGAUGCUGCGAUUAAGGUUCCUACUGCUCCAUGGAUGAAAGGUCCUCUCUUGCUUCGACCCGAUGAGAUUCUCGACACUAAGAAGAGAAACAAGCCACGGAAAGUUGAAGAGAAGACGUUCAAGGCGUUGAAUCGUAGAGAGAGUGGUGUCAGAGGAAAGAAAGCGAUGAAGAAGAUCGUGCGUAACGUUGAAAAGCUCGAUGAAGAUAGUGAUUCUGAAGAAACCCAGAUGGAUGAUUUGAGCGAAUUCGAGUAUUUAGGUCGAAUUGAGGAGAAAGUUGAGUCCAAGGAUAGAUUUGGCGGGAAAAUGCCAUGGGAGAGAGAAGAAGAGAGGUUUAUAUUAAGGAGGAUGAAGAAGGAGAGCGUUCCGACUACUGCUGAGCUUAUUCUUGACGAGGGAUUGUUGAAUAGACUGAGACGUGAAGCUUCGAAGAUGAGAAAAUGGGUGAAUGUGAGGAAAGCAGGUGUUACUGAGUUAGUUGUGAAUAAGAUUAAAUCGAUGUGGAAGUUGAAUGAGCUUGCUAUGGUGAGAUUUGAUGUUCCUCUGUGUCGAAACAUGGAGCGAGCUCAAGAGAUUAUAGAGAUGAAGACUGGAGGCUUGGUUGUGUUAAGCAAGAAGGAGUUUUUAGUUGUUUAUCGAGGAGGACCGAGUUAUUCAUCAGAGGGACAAGAUGAGAUUAGCUCAUCAUUGUACGAGAGAGAAGCUGAUAGGUUACUGGAUGGUUUGGGACCUAGAUAUAUGGAUUGGUGGAUGAGAAGACCGUUUCCCGUUGAUGCUGACUUGCUUCCUGAAGUUGUUAAUGGAUAUAUGACUCCAUCUAGACGUUGUCCACCAAACACUAGAGCUAAGCUAACCGAUGAAGAGCUUACCUACUUGAGAAACAUUGCUCAACCUUUACCGUUUCAUUUCGUCCUUGGGAGGAACUAUGGGCUUCAAGGUUUAGCUUCCGCUAUCGUGAAACUAUGGGAGAAAUGUAUUAUUGCAAAGAUUGCAAUCAAAUGGGGAGCUCUCAAUACAAACAAUGAGGAAAUGGCAGAUGAAUUGAGGUAUCUCACUGGCGGUGUUCUGAUUCUACGCAACAAAUACUUGAUAGUACUAUACAGAGGCAAGGACUUCCUUUCUGAUGAGGUCGCGGAUUUGGUUGAGGACAGAGAGAGAUUACUCAGCAGAUACCAACAUUUUGAAGAAACUAAACGCGAGAGCGAUAUAGAACUCUUGGAGGUGGUAACAAAUGGUAAACAGUUGAAGGAAACAAACAAAAGUGGAACUUUAUUAGAGUUUCAAGAACUGCAAAGAAAAUUCGGAGAAAUGGACCCGAGAAACCUAGAGACUGAAGCUGAGAAAGCAAGACUAGAGAAGGAACUCAAAAGCCAAGAACACAAGCUUUCCAUAGUAAGUCUUUUUUAGCUUCAUUGCAUCUUUUAAAAUUUCGCUAAGGUAAUAUAAGUUCCAUGGAUUUGUUAUUUUCGGGUUUUGUUUGCAGCUAAAAUCAAAGAUAGAGAAAUCAAAUAUGGAGUUGUUUAAAUUAAAUUCUUUGUGGAAACCAUCGGAGGGAGAUGAUGACAUCGAGAUAUUGACUAAUGAAGAAAGAGAAUGCUUGAGAAGAAUAGGGCUGAAGAUGAACAGCAGCUUAGUUCUUGGUAGAAGAGGAGUCUUUUUUGGUGUAAUGGAAGGUCUACAUCAGCAUUGGAAGCACAGGGAAGUAGCAAAAGUGAUCACGAUGCAGAAGCUUUUCUCCAGAGUUGUCUACACAGCAAAAGCGCUUGAAACAGAGAGCAAUGGAGUACUAAUCUCAAUCGAAAAACUUAAAGAAGGGCACGCCAUACUCAUAUACCGUGGCAAGAACUACAAACGUCCUUCAUCGAAACUGAUGGCACAGAAUCUUUUGACGAAAAGAAAAGCAUUGCAACGAUCUGUUGUGAUGCAGCGACUCGGCUCACUGAAGUUCUUUGCUUACCAGAGAGAGAGAGCAAUAGAAGAUUUGAAGGUGAGUUUGGUAAAUCUUCAAGACUCUGCUUUCUGAGUUCUGUUGAUCCCAAAUGGUUUGCAAGGAAGAGCUGAAAAAAGUUUACCUACCAAAGCAAAUUUAUUUACUUAACUUGAUCACACAUUCUUUUUCUUUUACUGUGGUAUAUGAUUCACAUUUUCUGAUUACCUGAUUAUUAUGUAUAUAAAUUCACAUUUUCUUAAUUAAAUAUAUAACCAAAUUUGUUAGCUUUGCUAAUAA
Arabidopsis thaliana (thale cress) is the source of this 2458-nucleotide messenger RNA. It is a transcript of the gene CRS1, whose product is annotated as maize chloroplast splicing factor-like protein. Lineage: Eukaryota; Viridiplantae; Streptophyta; Magnoliopsida; Brassicales; Brassicaceae. The coding region runs from base 1 to 1638 and encodes 545 amino acids. Gene Ontology annotation, biological process: RNA splicing, via transesterification reactions; Group II intron splicing. The transcript is spliced from 6 exons. Gene Ontology annotation, cellular component: chloroplast stroma. The record is from RefSeq and is marked reviewed. Gene Ontology annotation, molecular function: RNA binding; mRNA binding.